AUGAUACCCUCUGGGCUUGUUAUGGUUCAAAAUAUUCCUAUUACCAAAGUCAUAACCACAUGUUUGUUUUCAUUCAUAUUUUGUGGUGAGUUGAAGUCAAGUUCUUCAGCCUUUGUAAAUGCUAAACGUCAUGGUGGAGGUAGCAUUGUGAUUGAUGAUCGUAAUCAUAAUAUAUUUUGGUUCAUGCAGAUCACAGAUUUGCACCUCAGCAAGUUUGGUCACAAAGACAGAGGAGAAGAUUUGCGCGAAUUUUGUUCCACCCAUAUUCCUGUGAUUCAACCAGAACUUGUAAUCGCAUCUGGUGAUAUCACCGAUGGUAAAAGUAGCAUUAUUCCUGGGUCAUCGCAACACAUAGAGGAGUGGGAGAAUUAUAAAUCAGUGCUUGUGAAUUCUGGUGUGUUGAAGCUAACGAAGUGGUUUGACAUCCGUGGGAAUCAUGGUAAGCUGUUCAAUCUGUUUUUAAUCUUAUUUCAGAUGCUUUUGACGUACCCUCAUCGGGGCAUGCACGUGAUUAUUACAGUCAGUUUGGUGUCAAGGGCAAACCACCAACAAAGUCGUACAUAUUCAAAGUUUCAAAGUCAUAUGGUCAAUACUCAUUUGUAA
Molecule: messenger RNA, 603 nt
Organism: Heterobilharzia americana
Lineage: Eukaryota; Metazoa; Platyhelminthes; Trematoda; Strigeidida; Schistosomatidae
Source: the annotation of a GenBank genome assembly